CACUUGCAUAACGACUAACGAGUCAUGUGACAGAGUGUUGUUGGUUUGUUGGGCUUCCUGGUUUCCGUGAUCAUGUGAAUACUACAGCUAGCCGUCCCGGUCAUACACACUACCCCAGUUUGGGCACUCGACACCCCGCUACAGCCUGCGCUGGUUCCCACUAGCUACUCUAUGGCGGAUGGAGAGCGUAGCCCGUUGCUUUCGGACCAGCACGACGGGACGAAUGGUGCCUCGUAUGGCUUUCCCCCGAGGCCACAGAGUUUCCCUCCAUUCCUCAGCCCCAGUGCCCCUCCAUUCCUCAGCCCCAGUGCCCCUCCUCCAGUCCUGUUCGGUGAAGCCCCGCCUCCCUACUCUCCCCUGGGCAGCCCAGACAUUGGCAGCUCCCCCAUCAUCAGUUGCAGGGUGUGUCAGAGUGCCAUCAACGUGGAGGGAAAGACACACCAACACGUAGUCAAGUGUGUCAUCUGCAAUGAGGCUACGCCUAUAAAGAAUGCUCCAGCAGGGAAGAAGUAUGUACGCUGCCCCUGUAACUGUCUCCUCAUCUGUAAAGUCACCUCCCAGAGGAUCGCCUGUCCCCGACUUUACUGUAAGCGUGUCAUGAACUUGGGUCUGGUGCCUGCUGCAGGGUCCGGUUCAGGCAGUCCAGAACCUCAACAACUCGCUGGGGUCAGAGUGGUCUGUGGACACUGCAGAAACACAUUCCUGUGGACUGAUUUCUCAGACAGAACGUUAGCCAGAUGCCCCCACUGCAGAAAAGUCUCUUCUGUUGGCCGGCGGUACCCCAGGAGGCGGGGCUUGUGGUGUUUCCUGUUGUUUUUGGUUUUCACUGGCGGCACGGCAGGACUAGUGUUGGGAACGUGUAAAUCAGCCUUGCUCAACAGAGGGAUCUAUGCCUCCUGGGUCUUCCUGAUUCUCCUGGCUGUACUGAGCAUGUGCAGAAUGAUCUACUGGGGCUGUCUGAAGAUCAGCGAACCUAUACAGAACAGCCCAUAGAGGGGAGAGGAGCCCAUACAGAACAUCACAUAGAGGAGCCCAUACAGAACAUCACAUAGAGAGGGAGAGGAGCCCAUACAGAACAUCACAUAGAGGGGAGAGGAGCCCAUACAGAACAUCACAUAGAGGGGAGAGGAGCCCAUACAGAACAUCACAUAGAGGGGAGAGGAGCCCAUACAGAACAUUACAUAGAGGAGAGAGGAGCCCAUACAGAACAUCACAUAGAGGGGAGAGGAGCCCAUACAGAACAUCACAUAGAGGAGAGAGGAGCCCAUACAGAACAUCACAUAGAGGGGAGAGGAGCCCAUACAGAACAUCACAUAGAGGGGAGAGGAGCCCAUACAGAACAUCACAUAGAGGGGAGAGGAGCCCAUACAGAACAUUACAUAGAGGAGAGAGGAGCCCAUACAGAACAUCACAUAGAGGAGAGAGGAGCCCAUACAGAACAUCACAUAGAGGGGAGAGGAACCCAUAGAAAUGGGGGGGGGGUUCCUCAAUGCUGGAAGAGGGACCCCGAGUUAAAACAUUAGGGAACCCCUGACAUGGAGAGGAACAGAGAGAUGUACUAAGGGAGAUAUGGUAUUGGAAGGAGCGUGAGAACAAACAUUAACAUGACCAAGUCAAACUAGAUCAAACCAGAUCCAACCAGAUCAAACUAGAUCCAACCAGAUCAAACUAGAUCCAACCAGAUCAAACUAGAUCCAACUAGAUCAAACUGUCUAAACUGCCUCUGUCUGGAAUAACUAACUGGUCUUAGUGGAUAUGUCCCAAAUGGUGCACCACUCAACGUUUGACCAGAGCCCCUUUUCCCUAUAUAGUGCACUACUUUAGACCAGGGCCCUAUAGAACCCUAUUCCCUAUAUAGUGCACUACUUUAGACUAGGGCCCUAUAGACUAAUAGUCCCCUACUGGACUGGCUGUUAGGACUAAUAGUCCCCUACUGGACUGGCUGUUAGGACUAAUAGUCCCCUACUGGACUGGCUGUUAGGACUAAUAGUCCCCUACUGGACUGGCUGUUGGGACUAAUAGUCCCCUACUGGACUGGCUGUUAGGACUAAUAGGCCCCUACUGGACUGGCUGUUAGGACUAAUAGUCCCCUACUGGACUGGCUGUUAGGACUAAUAGUCCCCUACUGGACUGGCUGUUAGGACUAAUAGUCCCCUACUGGACUGGCUGUUAGGACUAAUAGUCCCCUACUGGACUGGCUGUUAGGACUAAUAGUCCCCUACUGGACUGGCUGUUAGGACUAAUAGUCCCCUACUGGACUGGCUGUUAGGACUAAUAGUCCCCUACUGGACUGGCUGUUAGGACUAAUAGUCCCCUACUGGACUGGCUGUUAGGACUAAUAGUCCCCUACUGGACUGGCUGUUAGGACUAAUAGUCCCCUACUGGACUGGCUGUUAGGACUAAUAGUCCCCUACUGGACUGGGAGGAAACCUGGAGGAGCCUGCACUCGCCAUCACACCAAUAUUUUUUUUUUCUACUGUAGAAUCUGAUUUUUACUGUAAAAACUGACACACUCCGUUUCUACAGUAAAAUAAAUCACUGAGUGCUACAGACCUGGUGAUAUUUAUUGGUUUUUGAUCGACCGGUGAUAGAUUGGUGUGACUAUAUAUAUAUAUAUUUCACUCACUCUCUGCAGUCAUUGUUAUGUGAUUUAUUUUUAAAUAGUUGGUUUAUUUUCUAUUAUAGAGGUGUCUCCUGUUGUCUGUCACACUCUCUGGUUAACUGUUGUAAUAUCUAACUAAGCGGAGUCCCAAAUGCCUCCCUAUUCCCUACUGCUAUUGACCUGAGCCCUAUUGGCCAUAGUGCCCUGCUUUUAAAGUAGUGCCCUAUAAAGGGGAUAGUGUGCCAUUUGGGAUGCAAAUCUAACUGUAACGUGUUGUUGGCACUACAUCCUAAUGAUUUAGAUCUGGUCCAAGGCGUUACGCGCGACUUGGCUGGUGCCGAACCUGCUAGAUGCACGUAACAACAUGGACAAGAGCUACCUAUCAAUUAUACAGCUGAAUAAUAACAGGUCCUGUUGUGCUGAUAUUCUGAGUAAUAAUGUUGUGAGACUAAAAUACUUUUAACAAAACCUCUGUGUGUGUGUGUGUGUGUGUGUGUGUGUGUGUGUGUGAGAGAAAUAUAUGCAUAGGCAGAGUGGGAGAGUAGUACACUGUUAAAAGGGUAAGCCGUUGGAGGGUUUUAGGUGGUUAUACUAUGCCUGAUUUAAAUGUUUCAAUUAGAAUUUUAGGACCCCUUUAGGUAUCAAAAAGUUAUAUAAAAAAAAAUGUAUUUGAUCAAAUACUGAAUUUGGCCUUUACUACUGUAGCCCAGAGAAAUGCAUUGAAUUACACAUUCAUAAA
This is a messenger RNA of Oncorhynchus mykiss (rainbow trout), 3341 nucleotides long. RefSeq names its product phosphatidylinositol-4,5-bisphosphate 4-phosphatase 1b (gene pip4p1b). Gene Ontology annotation, molecular function: phosphatidylinositol-4,5-bisphosphate 4-phosphatase activity. The record is from RefSeq and is a predicted model, not a curated record. NCBI's taxonomy places the organism in Eukaryota, Metazoa, Chordata, Actinopteri, Salmoniformes, Salmonidae. Gene Ontology annotation, biological process: phosphatidylinositol dephosphorylation. Gene Ontology annotation, cellular component: plasma membrane; lysosomal membrane; late endosome membrane.